AUGAGCUCUAAAAAUUCAUCGAAAAAAGCCGCGAAAGCGAAGAUCCCUGAUAGAAAUCUAAGGGUAACCGACUUUUUUACCCGAAGACCAGCCCAAGCGUCGGGUUCGUCGGUUGUGUCGUCUCAGCCUAGUUCAGUCGCGUUGGCCACACGUUCGCGUCAAAGCCACGCUUCAAAAUCAUCAGCUGAGACAUCUGUGACAAUUUCUAACAAACAGACCAUGACUCCUAUUCUCUCUGCUUCGCACACGUCCACUUCUAGUGGUUCUGCUACUCUUCUCUCUCCGCCCCACACAGCAUCUAGAACUCGUUCUUCUGCUUGUCAAACACCGACAGGUCCUAUGGUAACGCCUCGUAUCACACGCAGCCAUGCAGCACGGAACACCCCUAGGAGGGUCUCUCAAAAGCGUCCUCGUUCCCCAGACCAGUCUCUUGGCGCCUCUCACCUCCUGAGCGCGUCUAAGGCCAAGUUGCCUCAUAAGCGCAAGAAGAAAUUCGAGAGCGACUCCGAGAGUGAACGUCCAAGCGGUGUCAUCUACGUCCAGAAUCCAAGCUCUCCUUUCAAACCAUCCGUACUAGCCCCUCCACUCACAGGGCCUCGCACCCCGUCAUCCAGUAAGCAUCUCAUAUACAGUAGCCAAUCUGACGAGAUGGAACUCGUCGUCCCUAUACUAGACACCCGCUCCCUCAGUCAAGUCAAUGAACAAGUCUACAAGUGGCGCCAAACCACUUUGGCAUCACCAUCCUCGUCUGUCAUUAAUGACAGUAGCCCCUGUGACUCAGGUGUAACGGAUGCAGGCCUACCAGCGCCCCACCACUUCCCACCACACCCCGCGUCUGAUAAAGCAGCCAAGGCUGCGCAGCUCAUUGCAAGUAUCAAAGCAAAAGCAUUUGCCGAAAGCCCCCUGAGCGACGAGGAGAAAAACUACAAGUUCCGCGAGCUCGAUGAGAGCAGCGAUGAUGACCUUGAAAACAUGUCUCUCCUUCCCGACAAGAAGGGCAAGGGCAAGAGCUCGCAUCUUCCAGUCCUGAAUGGUAUGGAUGGCAUAUUUGACUCGCCGCUAUCAAGUGUUUCAUCUUCGCCACCCAAACCCUCUACCUCCUACAAUCUCCGCAACCGCCGUUCUCCUUCUGCCUCCCCCACGUGCGCCCCUGUUGAUACCCACAGGAUGUCCCGAUCUCAAGUACAUACCCGCUCUGGCCGUACAAGCAAGCCUGCACCACCCCUACGCCUUCCCACCAUUGUCGUCACCAAGAAUGCACCUGGACCCUCAAAGCUCAAGAACUCCUUCAACCCGCUUGAAGCACUCCUUCGCGAGAAAAAGGCUGCGGAGAAACGCGGGAACGGGAGUGCCGCAUUCCUGCGUGCUGAGAACGCUUUACAAGCGCACAUCUCUUCGGAUGUGAAUCUGGAAGAUGAUUUGAACUUGGCAGAUGAGGGUGCCGCGUGGCAGGCGAUUCAAGAACACGCUCAACGCAAGUCGAGUAGCCCCAUGCUCGAACCACUGGAAGAUGAUGUGUUCAUGGGCGAGCGCGAGACUAAAAUUCUUGGUCGUGAGGCAGGCGAAAAGAUCGAAAAGAUCCUCGUCAGUGACAAGAACAGCAAGAGCAAAAAGCCGAAAGGAGAAGUUGUGGGCGUGCCGUUCUGGCAGGAGGGUGCGGAUGAUGAUGGGAUGGUUAUCGAUGAAGAAUAUAAUGUGAGCUUCGGGGGUGCCAGUAACCAUCCCGUAUUGGCACUUUUGCAGCACUUGGGUGAGAUCGGAGCCGCCGAUAAGCUGGCUUUGACUCUGUCUUCAGGAGUGCUCGGUGCUCUAGGUCCCGAGGAGAAAUAUAUUGUUGUCUCUCCUCUUUUUGCGCUGGCCAUCAGCCUUACUGAGUCCCGCCUCUCUGGAGCGGCAUAUAGUGCUCUGCGUGGUUUGUGGAGUGCAACAUCCUACAUAUCUAAAUCUGUGCUCCGCUUUACUGACAUCGCUACUGCACUCGUCAACCUUGGUGCAUGUCGUCAUGUGGCAGAAGACCUCCGCUGGACUAUCCGUGAGGAUGUACACCCGUUACAUAUUACCGCUGAAAAUCGUUCGCGUGUUUUGAGUAAGCUGGUAACGCUAGUGGGCAUUGCUGGUCGAACGGAAAACCUUGUGGCAGAAGAUAUCCCGGACGUGCUGUUGAGCCUCGUACUGAUUGGCCUCGACAGAACCACUUCGAACGAGUUGAGGGCCAAUUUACAUCUCGCCAUUGACAGCAUUUGCCGGACUAUCAAUACGUCAACUCACCUUUCCAUUCAUCAACGACUUCUCAGCCAUGCAUCUACACUUACGCCAGCCAAUAAAGCUUAUUUUGUUUCGUUCUUUAGUAGCGGCAGUGGCCGCACUCGUCACAUCGCACAAUGGCUAGCAUAUGCGCUGUUCCUUCCAAACAGUAUACCCUCUGAUGCACUCCCUCCACUCGAUCCGCUCAUCCUUCUGCUUUCACCUAUACCUGGCUCUGAUGAGCUCUUCGACGUGACAAGCGCAAACGCGGAUUUCGAGGACCUCGGGCAUUACUUCGCUAUCAUCAGUGUCGCGCUCGCAAACAUCGAGGCCUACGUCCAUGAAGAGCACUCGUCUUCCCAGUUGCUUUCUCGCCAAUCAUCGAUAGAUGAUAGCCCCCGGAAGAGUCAGAAGCCUCUUGCUCCCCUCGAAUUACUCCUGCGGGUGUUAGAGGUCACGCAGGGGCGUAUUGUCGACACGCGCGCGGCGCACCUGGAUCGCUCACGCACCAAGGCAGAGAUGCAUCGCCUCCAGAUGCGCGUGUAUUAUCAAACGCCAGGCGCUCAAGCCCCCCGCAGCGUGGACAAAGACGGCCACCAUCCAGCAUUACUUCGGCCCCAAGUAGCCCCCCUAAGUAUACCUAAGUCGCGCAUUUUGCAUGCCUCGCUUCUCUGUCAUGCGACUUCAUAUGGAAUGUUAACCUUAUUCUAUACGCAUCCACUUCGCUUUUGCAUAAUGCCCCUUUCCUCAUGUUUUCCUCAGAUGGUGCUUUCUUUUAACUGUAUGAGCUACCGACGAUGCUACUUCCCCGUCUCCCCACCUGCUGCAGUAACAUAUUGUGUCCAUUAUAGCAUGCCUAUUGUAGAUGAAUUUGCUGUCAACCAGCUUUAAAUCGUGUAUGCUACCUUUCGUAUUUGUAGCUUGCUCUUAAUGUUUUUUCGGUUUUUGUAUGACGUGUCAAUUACUCAAUUCUUUAUCGUAUGGGUAGUGAA
This is a messenger RNA of Suillus subalutaceus, 3236 nucleotides long. RefSeq lists its product as uncharacterized. The record is from RefSeq and is a predicted model, not a curated record. NCBI's taxonomy places the organism in Eukaryota, Fungi, Basidiomycota, Agaricomycetes, Boletales, Suillaceae. The transcript is spliced from 9 exons. The coding region runs from base 1 to 3135 and encodes 1044 amino acids.